ACUUCUACCUCAGACUAUCAAUGAUUAUGCCGACGUGCUUUUUACUUCUUUUGACAAACGCAUUUACGACAUCCACUGGAAACAAGUGAACUUCCUCCGCUCCUGACCGCUGAUCCUGGCAGCGGGUUUUCCUCCUCCUACUCCUCUCUUCUAUCCAGCAGCAGAAGCCCGACUCAGGAGAAGGAAUGGUAGCCAGUUAGCUAACGGGCAAAAACAGUUGGGUGUACUCGUCUAACGCCGUUGCCUAUUUGGUUAUAAUCAUGAAUUUAUUACCGUCCAAUCCACACGGGAACGGGCUUCUUUAUGCUGGAUUUAACCAGGAUCACGGUUGCUUUGCUUGUGGGAUGGAGAAUGGAUUCCGCGUCUACAACACAGACCCUCUCAAGGAGAAGGAGAAACAAGAGUUCCUGGAGGGAGGAGUUGGCCACGUGGAGAUGCUGUUUAGGUGUAACUACCUGGCGCUGGUGGGAGGAGGGAAGAAACCCAAGUACCCGACUAACAAAGUGAUGAUCUGGGACGACCUGAAGAAGAAGACGGUGAUCGAGAUCGAGUUCUCGACGGAAGUGAAAGCGGUGAAGCUUCGGCGGGACAGGAUCGUGGUGGUGCUCGACUCCAUGAUCAAAGUGUUCACCUUCACGCACAACCCCCAUCAGCUGCACGUCUUCGAGACCUGCUACAACCCCAAAGGUCUGUGCGUGCUGUGCCCCAACAGCAACAACUCCCUGCUGGCGUUCCCCGGAACGCAUUCGGGCCACGUGCAGAUAGUGGACCUGGCCAACACCGAGAAGCCCCCCGUCGACAUCCCCGCCCACGAGGGGGCGCUCUGCUGCAUCGCGCUCAACCUGCAGGGAACCAGAAUAGCAACAGCUUCGGAAAAAGGGACUCUGAUCAGAAUCUUCGACACGUCAGCGGGGCAGCUCAUCCAGGAGCUGAGGCGAGGCUCACAGACCGCCAACAUCUACUGCAUCAACUUCAACCAGGACGCAUCCCUGAUCUGCGUGUCCAGCGACCACGGCACAGUGCACAUCUUCGCGGCCGAAGACCCCAAACGGAACAAGCAGUCAAGCUUGGCGUCAGCCAGCUUCCUCCCCAAGUACUUCAGCUCCAAGUGGAGCUUCUCCAAGUUCCAGGUGCCAUCGGGCUCCCCCUGCGUGUGUGCCUUCGGGACGGAGCCGAACGCCGUCAUAGCCAUCUGUGCAGACGGCAGCUACUACAAGUUUCUGUUCAACCCAAAGGGCGAGUGUUCCCGAGACGUGUACGCCCAGUUCCUGGAGAUGACCGAUGAGAAAAUAUGACCCUCGUGACUUCCUGUUGAGCAACACUUCUUUUUUUUUUUUGUUACUUUCUCUUCUUUUUUUUUCUAAAUAAUUAUGAGAAGUCCUACUUUGCACUUCACCUUAUCUGCAGAGACUCUGGGGGAAGAAAAAAAAAAAAAGAAAGAAUGAAAAACCAAAACAGAGCACCAGAUGAAGAGGACAAAGAAAAACAAAGCACAGACUUUGAGUGACUCCACUCAAAGAUGGGAGGCUAUGACGUGCCGGCCUCACUCCCAAACCAAACCCACUGGCGACGAGGGGGAACGUUUUUUUUUUUUUUUGUUUUUUUUCUGAAACUAAAACAGCUUUUAAGACGUCUUCCGGGGUAGUUUUUUUUUUUUUUUUUUUUUUGAAAGGGUGGCUAUUUUUACUCCCACAGACCAUCCGGAUAGGUAGACGGCUUGGACAACUAACACCACCUAACCAAACUACAGGGAGCGUGCCUCUAAAACUCGAGAGAACGCGUGUUGUGUGCACGCGUCGUCGCCGGCAGACGCGCGCGUGCUCGCGUGUGCGCCAGUGUAUAAAACAAGGCGCGCGCAAGGCUAGAUGGGAGCGGGGCGGAGAAAGGUCGUCCUCAGAGCAGUUCCCAAGUUUCCUUUGUUGCUGUAUAUACACCCGACGGAACUGCUUAACCACACGGAGCUGUACAGAACAGUAGCUUAAACAAAAAUUAACCUGUAUUAUUGUUAUUUUUUUAUUUGUUGUGCAAUACCUCGUUUCCACGAACGGUUUCGUUCUUUGGUUGGAAAGUUUGCGAGCGAAAGCGUUUUGAGAAGAGCGGUUCUAAAUAUUUACGGCAAGAUUAUAUUCCGUCAGACGGCGAAAGUUGAGCCAAACGCGAGCUCUUUACGUUUGCAUGUUAAGAAUUAAUUUUUUUUUUUUUUUAAAUCGAUUUUUUUUUUCUAAUCAAAUUUGGUUGCUCUAGCCGCCUCAGAGGCCCAGAUGAGCUGUGGGGGGAAAGUAUGAAGGACGAUUCGACCUAAUUGCAUUUCACCUUUAUGUUCCAUUAUGAAAUCAGCUGGUUCGGCCUCGGGUCGAGAUGUCUUGUCUGCAUCCACCACAGUGAAACUAGCCGGCAGAGGCUAGCUUGUCACAGCCUUCUGUUGAAUUUGUUGGAAAAAAAGAAAAGAAAAACACCUUUAUUUUCGUUGCUUCCUGCGUCCGACGGUGCGUUUAGCAGCCGCAGCGCUCGGCAUACCGUGGGAAGGUAUGCUGCGCUCCCCGAGCACUCAGCCGACUGGUUUCAGAUACUCAGAAUGAUUGUAAAAUGUGCAUUUAAAUCUGUGAAUAAAAUUUAACAUUGCUUUUCCA
Messenger RNA from Fundulus heteroclitus (mummichog), 2630 nucleotides. RefSeq names its product WD repeat domain 45B (gene wdr45b). Gene Ontology annotation, cellular component: phagophore assembly site membrane; cytosol; extrinsic component of membrane. The record is from RefSeq and is a predicted model, not a curated record. The transcript is spliced from 10 exons. The coding region runs from base 261 to 1295 and encodes 344 amino acids. Gene Ontology annotation, molecular function: phosphatidylinositol-3-phosphate binding; protein binding; phosphatidylinositol-3,5-bisphosphate binding. Gene Ontology annotation, biological process: protein lipidation; autophagy of mitochondrion; protein localization to phagophore assembly site. NCBI's taxonomy places the organism in Eukaryota, Metazoa, Chordata, Actinopteri, Cyprinodontiformes, Fundulidae.